GGGCCUGCAGCUGCUGAGAGGAGAGAUGUGUCAGAGGAUCUCUCUGCCUGCCACCACAGAGGUUUAAAGGUCAAUGAUUUGAAGACUGGUAAUCUGAUAGGAAUUGACAAAUAUGGCAACAAAUACUAUGAAGACAAAAGAAACUUCUUUGGUCGGCACAGAUGGGUUGUAUAUACUGAGGAAAUGAAUGGCAAAAAUACCUUUUGGGAAGUUGAUGGAAGCAUGGUGCCCCCUGAAUGGCAUCGCUGGCUGCACUCAAUGACGGAUGACCCUCCAACUACUCAUCCACCAGUUGCUCGUAAAUUUAUCUGGGAGAACCAUAAAUUCAAUGUCAGUGGCACUCCUGAGCAGUAUGUGCCUUACUCCACUACUCGCAAGAAGAUACACGAGUGGAUCCCACCUAAAACAGCCAGCAAGUAACAACAGCAACAACAUGACUUGGCUCGGCUUGGGUAUUUGCACUGGUUUUGUUCAGAAUAAAAGCCUCCUAUAGCAA
Molecule: messenger RNA, 496 nt
Organism: Ficedula albicollis (Collared flycatcher)
Lineage: Eukaryota; Metazoa; Chordata; Aves; Passeriformes; Muscicapidae
Gene: NDUFA12
Product: NADH:ubiquinone oxidoreductase subunit A12
Exons: 5
Biological process (GO): mitochondrial respiratory chain complex I assembly; response to oxidative stress
Cellular component (GO): membrane
Source: RefSeq, a predicted model, not a curated record